Hemiscyllium ocellatum (epaulette shark) is the source of this 3136-nucleotide messenger RNA. It is a transcript of the gene lims2, whose product is annotated as LIM and senescent cell antigen-like domains 2. Lineage: Eukaryota; Metazoa; Chordata; Chondrichthyes; Orectolobiformes; Hemiscylliidae. The record is from RefSeq and is a predicted model, not a curated record. Gene Ontology annotation, biological process: positive regulation of substrate adhesion-dependent cell spreading; cell-cell adhesion; positive regulation of integrin-mediated signaling pathway. The transcript has 10 exons. Gene Ontology annotation, cellular component: cytoplasm; focal adhesion; cell-cell junction. The coding region runs from base 450 to 1538 and encodes 362 amino acids.
GAAGGGAGGGGUAAGAGAAUCAUGUACUACUCGUAACUCCUAGCAGGGUGGAGACUUCUAUUCUUUUGUAACUUUGUUGGGAUUGGAGGACUUGGGAGAGAGGUGGAAACUUACUGACUAGGACUGUAUAAUUAAAAAUGUAGUUAUCUAUUUUGUGUGCAGAUGACAGAUUUCCCAGCAUUUGUCCCCAUUAGUUAAAUUGAUGCUAUGUCCAUGCAGUUUUCAAAUGAAACGCUGUAACUUUUAGAAGGGCGUGGAAAAUCCGGAAGCAAGUGAUUACAUUGUAAAGUAUGCCCACAGUAUUACAGGUGUAAGCGUCUAUUAGGAGUUGCUUUUGUGAUAACUAGCUCAUCUACAACUGGGCAGGGCUCGUCCAUAUGGUGGUUUAUGUAAAGACCUACAGAUAUCGGAAAUAACAGCCCUACACCCUGCACACUGCAAACCUCAUUAUGAAUUUACUGCAGUUGAAGGAACUUUCCCAGUCUGAUUUGUAUCGACGGCGCCUAGAGCGUCAUGACAGCUUUGGAUCUGCAGGUUUGGAGAAGAAAGGUUUGAGCAACAUGGCAAAUGCUCUGGCUAAUGCCAUGUGUGAGCGAUGUAAAAGUGGCUUUGCACCUGCUGAGAGAAUAGUGAACAGCAAUGGAGAACUGUAUCAUGAGCAGUGUUUUGUAUGUGCUCAGUGCUUCCAACAAUUCCCAGAGGGACUCUUCUAUGAGUUUGAAGGGAGAAAAUACUGUGAGCAUGACUUUCAGAUGCUUUUUGCACCUUGUUGUCAUCAGUGUGGUGAGUUUAUCAUUGGCCGUGUGAUUAAAGCUAUGAACAAUAGCUGGCACCCAGAGUGCUUUUGCUGCGAUCUCUGCCAACAGAUUCUUGCUGAUAUUGGAUUUGUGAAGAAUGCUGGCAGACACCUUUGCCGUCCAUGUCAUAACCGUGAAAAGGCCAGAGGUCUGGGAAAAUAUAUCUGUCAGAAAUGUCAUGCCAUCAUUGAUGAACAGCCUCUUAUAUUCAAGAAUGAUCCUUACCACCCUGAUCAUUUCAACUGUGCCCAUUGCGGGAAAGAAUUGACUGCUGAAGCUCGAGAGCUGAAAGGAGAAUUAUACUGCCUGCCGUGCCACGAUAAAAUGGGUGUCCCUAUUUGUGGUGCUUGUCGACGGCCAAUUGAAGGACGUGUAGUUAAUGCAAUGGGAAAGCAGUGGCAUGUGGAGCAUUUUGUAUGUGCCAAAUGUGAGAAACCUUUUCUGGGUCAUCGCCACUAUGAAAGGAAGGGUUUGGCUUAUUGUGAAACUCACUAUAAUCAGCUAUUUGGUGAUGUCUGUUACCACUGUAAUCGUGUGAUUGAAGGAGAUGUUGUAUCUGCUUUGAAUAAGGCCUGGUGUGUUAACUGUUUUGCCUGUUCAACUUGCAACACCAAGCUGACACUGAAAAACAAGUUUGUAGAGUUUGAUAUGAAACCAGUUUGCAAGAAAUGCUAUGAGAAGUUCCCUCUGGAGCUGAAGAAAAGACUGAAGAAAUUGGCAGAAAGUACUGGACGGAAGUAAGGAGCCUACUUGUGGUUUACAGUAAAUAUGUAAAGUAGCUCUUUUAAAUUCAAACAUUUUUCUAAAAGCAAGUCAGCUGAGUACUUCUGGAACAAUAUUCUCAAUGCAAGUGAUUUAAAGCCAAAAGACCGUGCUAAAGAUUAAUUUUGGGAACAAAACUCAUGACUUUAUCCUUACAGAAGCAGACCUAUAUGGUCAACAUACUAUCAAAACGUAAACCCUAUUGGAAAAUCUUUGUUCUCGAGAUGAAGUUUUCCUUGUUGCUUUUUUAUUGCUCUCAACAGCUCCCAACGAGUUAUGUCAGAGCAGUAUUGUGAUUCAGCACGAACAAGGUUUUUGUAUAUUGUACGUCUCCCUUCCAACAGGGAAGUGCCUUGUCAAUGGCCUGACUAAUUUUGUGAAUUCACUCAGAACCCAAAUCACACUAUUCUAAUGGCAUGCUGGUCUGCAUGCUACAACAGAGUUCCAUCAAAAAGUGGAGAAUUGUAUACAUUAUUCCUCUAAAAUGGUACUGUUUUAUUGCAUUUUCAGAAACAUUUUGGUAUAUGCUGUUACAUCUCCACGUGCACACCAAAAUAUGAAAAUGUGAAGUGACACUGAUUUUGUUCAAACCCAUUACAACAUAGGGAACUAGUGUCUAAUCUGCUCAUUUGUAGUAACUAAGAGUUAGGCAAAUCAUAUCCUUAUCUACUUAAUACUCAAAACUGCUGUGGGUAAAGGUAUCACUCAAAGCUUAAUGUUAAAAUAGCUUAUACUUAAAAUGCUUCACGCUAAACCUACACUACAUAAAGUAUUCAAGGCAAGGCUUCUUUACUCUUCUCAUUGUAUAUGAUUGUGAAGUUAGACACUUACAAAAAAAUUAAAUCAAAAUUCACAGUUUCACAUUUCUUCAGUCAUUCUAACCUUUUUUCGAUAUAUAUGUUCUAAUAAUCUAUAUGCAUAAACCUUUACUAUUUUUAUACAGUUUGUAACCACUAUAGGGUGUUGAUUGUAAGCUGCAUUAUUGCCAGAUAAAAUUCCAUAAGGUAGAAAAAUUGCUUAGGUCAAGCUAAAUUACCAGUAUCCAUUCAAAAAUAAAGGAUUAUAGACUAGGUGGCUUUAAUUUUUAAUACUGUAAUAAACUAAAACAGUUAGAUGUAAAGCAGGAAAAUCUUACACCAAAUGCCAUCUGGUAGCUUAUUUCUACAUUUCUCUAUUCAUUUCCACCUUUAUUCAUCUUCAAUGUAAUAGCUACAAUAAUUAAAUUUGACAAAUUAGCUUUGAUUGCAUGAGCUAUUUUUAAAAACCUGAUAAAUCAAUUUAGUAUUGUUUUUCGUAAUAUAUUUAGCAUGGUAAAUACUGUAAUACAACACUUAAUAUGUGCUAUGAUUUCCCUACAUGUACUUGAAAACAAAAUGGAUCAACUGCGAUAUUAUUGAUAUUCUAUGAAAAGUUUGUGAGAAGAUUUGUAGCUCGAGUGCUUGUUGCUGUGGUUCAGUUUGCCGAGCUGGGAAUUUGUGUUGCAGAUGUUUCGUCCCCUGUCUAAGUGACAUCCUCAGUGUUUGGGAGCCUCCUGUGAAGGGCUUCUGUGAUGUUUCCUCCAGCAUUUAUAGUGGUUU